AUGCUGUCGCGUUACGCUCUUUCAGCAGCGGCACUGCUGGUGUCGCUUGCUCCGCCUACGCUCGCGCAAGUUUCAACCAAAUGCAACCCGAUGAACACGACCUGUCCUGCCGACCCUGCUUUCGGUAUGGACUACAGCUUCAACUUCAACUCCACGCCAUCGAGCGAUGCCUGGGAGACGACCGUCGGACCGGUCACGUACACCACUGAUAAUGGUGCCGAAUUCACGAUCAGCAAGCAGGGCGACUCCCCCACUAUUCGAACAAAGUUCUACUUCUUCUGGGGCCGCACCGAGGUUCAUCUGAGAGCCGCCAAGGGCAAGGGAAUCGUGAGCUCCAUGAUGUGGCUAAGCGAUACGUUGGAUGAGGUCGAUUGGGAGUUCCUUGGCAUCAACAACAAUGCUCUAAGUAACUACUUUGGCAAGGGCGUCGAGGACUGGCAUAAUGGCGGUGAGCAUCCGGUGACAGGAAGCAUUAACGAUGACUUCCACAAUUACACCUGCGUCUGGACAAAGGAGAAGCUCGAGUGGUGGAUCGAUGGAAACAACGUGCGGACUCUUUUCCCAAAGGACGCCAACAACUCCUUGGCUUACCCCCAGACGCCUAUGCGCUUGAGUCUUGGUAUUUGGGCUGGUGGUGACCCCCGGAUGGCCAAGGGAACCCAGGAAUGGGCUGGAGGUGAAACUGACUAUGCUGCCGGUCCCUACACUAUGUACGUCAAGUCUGCGCAAGUGACAGACUACAGCUCAGGAAAGGAGUACUCUUUCGGGGAUAAGACGGGCUCGUGGGAGAGCAUCAAGAUUGCCGAGGGUAAUUCAACCGUCAAAGAAGCGCUCCUGGCGGAACCUAGCAAGUCCGUUAGCGAAAAGUUUAACGAACUUAACCCGACCGCAAAGACCGCUGUGUAUGCCGGAGGCGUCGGCGUCGGCUGUGCUCUUAUUGCCUUCGGUCUUUGGUACUUCAUCCGCCAGCGCAGGCGCGGUGCUGCCGAGGCGGCCCUUGCCGCUCAAAGGGCCGAGAAUGAGCGCCUAGAGCUCGAAGGGUUCCACAAGCGCGGUGUUGAUCCCGACUCCUUUGCUGGAUCGACGGGCACCGAGUACAACGCCGCAGAAUUCAGCAAGAGCGGGAUGGUUCAGGAGAAUACCUACAGCGUCCCCGCAACCCAAGAGAAGACCGUUUGGGAUUCCGCUCCAAUGGCUGCGGGCGCGGCCGGUGCCGGUGCCGGCGCCGCAGCUGGCAUGGCCGCAUACAGCGACUCGCCCAACGGUCGCGGACAACCAUUGUCUCCGUUACAGACACAAAGUCCUGGCAUGCCCCCUUCGGGCCCGCUUCCCGUGGCUCCGAGCCGUAGCGCCUCUCAGGGUGGUUACUCCAGGAUCGGGUCGCCUCACGAUCAACACAGCCCUCCGCCCAUGAGCCCGCCCUCUCACGGCUACAGCGAUCAUAGCUUCGGCAACCAGCAAGGUUAUGGUAAUGGAGGCUACGGAGGUGCGAACCAAGGCUACUGGAAUAAUGGAGGCUCCCAGGGCGGUUUCCGAUAA
Molecule: messenger RNA, 1539 nt
Organism: Colletotrichum spaethianum
Lineage: Eukaryota; Fungi; Ascomycota; Sordariomycetes; Glomerellales; Glomerellaceae
Product: putative extracellular glycosidase
Exons: 2
Coding region: 1-1539 (512 amino acids)
Biological process (GO): fungal-type cell wall organization; carbohydrate metabolic process
Cellular component (GO): fungal-type cell wall
Molecular function (GO): glycosyltransferase activity; hydrolase activity, hydrolyzing O-glycosyl compounds
Source: RefSeq, a predicted model, not a curated record